GGGGGCGGCCGCGCUCGGAGCCUGACGUGUCCCUCCUCCGCCGCCGCCGCUCGCUGCUGCUCGGCCGGCGCCGCCAUGGGCAUAAAAUUUCUUGAAGUGAUCAAGCCAUUCUGUGUUAUCUUGCCUGAAAUUCAAAAGCCAGAACGGAAGAUUCAGUUUAAGGAAAAGGUACUAUGGACAGCUAUCACACUCUUCAUCUUCUUAGUAUGCUGCCAGAUUCCCUUGUUUGGAAUUAUGUCAUCAGACUCUGCAGAUCCUUUUUACUGGAUGAGAGUGAUUUUGGCAUCAAAUAGAGGAACAUUGAUGGAGCUGGGCAUUUCACCCAUUGUCACUUCAGGGCUUAUCAUGCAGCUCUUGGCAGGUGCUAAGAUAAUUGAGGUUGGUGACACCCCAAAGGACAGAGCUCUCUUCAAUGGAGCCCAGAAAUUGUUUGGAAUGAUCAUUACCAUUGGACAGUCUAUUGUGUAUGUAAUGACUGGAAUGUAUGGAGACCCAUCUGAGAUGGGUGCUGGUAUCUGCUUGCUUAUCACAAUCCAGCUUUUUGUUGCUGGUUUGAUAGUUCUGCUCUUGGAUGAGCUUCUCCAGAAAGGAUAUGGUCUUGGUUCUGGCAUCUCUCUUUUCAUUGCUACCAAUAUCUGUGAGACCAUUGUGUGGAAAGCAUUCAGCCCCACCACAGUGAACACUGGGCGAGGCAUGGAAUUUGAGGGAGCCAUCAUUGCUCUGUUCCAUCUUCUGGCUACUCGCACAGACAAGGUCCGAGCUCUUCGUGAGGCCUUUUACCGUCAGAAUCUUCCCAACCUCAUGAACCUGAUUGCCACCAUCUUUGUCUUUGCAAUUGUCAUUUACUUCCAGGGCUUCAGAGUGGAUCUUCCUAUCAAAUCUGCUCGCUACCGGGGCCAGUACAACACCUACCCUAUCAAGCUGUUCUAUACUUCCAACAUUCCCAUUAUUCUCCAGUCUGCCCUGGUGUCCAACUUGUACGUCAUCUCCCAGAUGCUUUCUGCCCGCUUCAGUGGCAACUUGCUGGUCAGCCUGCUGGGCACCUGGUCUGACACAUCAUCUGGAGGCCCUGCUCGUGCUUAUCCAGUUGGUGGACUCUGUUAUUACCUGUCACCUCCAGAGUCCUUUUCUUCAGUAUUGGAAGACCCUGUACAUGCAGUUGUUUAUAUUGUAUUUAUGUUGGGCUCUUGUGCUUUCUUCUCUAAGACGUGGAUUGAAGUCUCUGGCUCCUCUGCCAAAGAUGUUGCCAAGCAAUUGAAAGAACAGCAGAUGGUAAUGCGAGGCCACAGAGAAACUUCAAUGGUACAUGAACUCAACAGGUACAUCCCCACAGCUGCUGCCUUUGGUGGGCUCUGUAUCGGCGCCCUCUCUGUGCUGGCAGACUUCCUUGGGGCAAUUGGCUCUGGAACUGGGAUUCUGCUCGCUGUCACCAUCAUUUAUCAAUACUUUGAAAUUUUUGUAAAGGAACAGAGUGAAGUUGGCAGUAUGGGAGCUCUUCUUUUCUAAACCUAGCUUCUUAUGGACCCAGGAAAGAGAGGAGGGACAUUCUCA
Molecule: messenger RNA, 1551 nt
Organism: Ficedula albicollis (Collared flycatcher)
Lineage: Eukaryota; Metazoa; Chordata; Aves; Passeriformes; Muscicapidae
Gene: SEC61A1
Product: Sec61 translocon alpha 1 subunit
Exons: 12
Coding region: 76-1506 (476 amino acids)
Biological process (GO): post-translational protein targeting to membrane, translocation; SRP-dependent cotranslational protein targeting to membrane, translocation
Cellular component (GO): membrane; Sec61 translocon complex
Molecular function (GO): transmembrane protein transporter activity; ribosome binding; signal sequence receptor activity
Source: RefSeq, a predicted model, not a curated record